GUUGCCUAUGGUAUUUCUUCAUCUUCACAGAAUUCAACAAUCAAGUAUCACAAUGUUGCAUAGAUCAAGAGACUCAAAAUCAAGAUCUAAACCUAAAUCGAUUUCUAGAAGAUUCUUUUCGCGGAAGGUGAUGAUUUUCUCUCUCAUCUUUCUCGCUAUUUUGCCUCCAAUCUUCUUCCAUUUCCGCCUCCGUCGCUUCAACCAGAUUCAACUCCGGCGAUGCGGUUGGGUGAAAAAUCCUCCUCUCGUUUGCGCUCACGGCGGUGAUUCCUCCGUCGCGUUUCCCAACACGAUGGCUGCGUAUCACUCUGCUCUUAGCUCUCGAGUUGACUGUAUUGAGAUUGACGUUUCUCGUUCUUCGGACGGAGUUUUGUUUGCUCUUCAUGAUAGGGAUUUGCAGCGGUUGUCUGGAAACACUAGUUCUAGAGUUGGUCAUAUGAACUCAAAACAGAUAAGAGAGCUUAGUGCUUCACACCAAUCUACUGAGAAGAUUAAUGAUGAAAGUAUAACCACAAUUCAAGAUGCUCUGAUGUUUGCUGCAAGUUCUGUACAACAGAUAGUUCUAGAUGUUAAAGUUGGACCCCCGUGGUAUGAGAAAGGGCUUGCCAAAGAUGUUCUCUCUAUUGUGGAGCAGACAGGGUGCAAAAACUGCCUCAUAUGGGCUAAAAGUGACAAUUUAGCAAGAGAUGUGAUUAAACUCUCAUCAGAAAUUGCAGUUGGCUAUAUAGUAAUGAUGGAACCUUCAACAGGGGCUAGAUCAAAAUUGUUGAGGAUGAAAGGUGCUGAGGUUGUUGGUGUCUACCACCCGUUGAUUGACGAAAAGCUUAUGAAAGUUUUGCACAGAAGAAGAAAAAAGGUUUUUGCAUGGACUGUCGAUGAUGCAGAAUCCAUGGAAAAGCUAUUGUUUCAGCAGGUUGAUGGUAUUGUUUCGAGUAACCCGACUUUACUUCAACGAUUAAUGCAGGAUAUCAAAACACAAUGUUUUGAAGAAGGUUAUUCAUUACCAAACUAACAUUUGUUUCUAGAACAUGUUACAUAUACCUCUGAUUCAAAGAUUCCUUGUACAUUGUUAUUUGUGAUGAGUAGAGAACUAAUCCCAUGUGUAUCAUGCAGACUUUUGAUUUUGAGUAUCAUGCUUUGGAAUAUUUGAUCCAUGCUUUUUAACAUGCAUUAUGCAAUAGAUGGGUAAAUUAAUUAAUUGAUAAAUGACCUUCUUAGUUCU
Vicia villosa (hairy vetch) is the source of this 1222-nucleotide messenger RNA. Its product is annotated as glycerophosphodiester phosphodiesterase GDPD4-like. Gene Ontology annotation, biological process: lipid metabolic process. Bases 8 to 1012 code for a protein of 334 amino acids. Lineage: Eukaryota; Viridiplantae; Streptophyta; Magnoliopsida; Fabales; Fabaceae. The transcript has 7 exons. Gene Ontology annotation, molecular function: phosphoric diester hydrolase activity. The record is from RefSeq and is a predicted model, not a curated record.